CUUGCUCAUUUGCGAAACUCAUGACUUAAAACGACAUAUAACAGCAACCAUGUCUCAAUCAUCCAAUAGAACACUAUCCGCCAUCCCCACCAAUCAAUUCACCACCCCUUCCCGCCCACUUACCUUUCUUGUCACAGGCUGCUCAUCCGGCCUCGGCCUAUCCCUAUGCCGUGCCAUCCAAUCCGCAGGCCACGUCGUCAUAGCGACCAGUCGCAACCCAUCUCGAACCCCGUCUCUCGUCUCCGAGAUUGAGGGCGCCGGUGGUCUGUGGCUGCCUCUGGACGUCGACAGCCCCGAUGCCGGCAAGGCGCUCAUAGACGGCCUCGAGGAGGAUGGCACCGUUAUUGAUGUUUUGAUCAACAAUGCCGGCUGGUCGAUACACCACGCCGUGGAGCAGUUUGACGAGUCCGAGGUGCGCGACCAGUUCGAGACGGUGUUUUUUGGGCCCUACAGGCUCAUCAGGGCGGUCGUGCCCCACAUGCGAAGGAGACGCUUUGGCGUCGUCGUCAAUAUUAGUUCCGGGGCUGGGUUGGAGGGCCGGGAGAGCAUGGGUAUCUACGCGGGGGCCAAGGCGGCCAUGGAUGGCGUCUGCAAGGUCCUCGCCAAGGAAGUGGCCGAGUUCAACGUGCGCGUGGUCACCGCCUACCUGGGCACUUUUGGCACCAACAUGGCCAACGCGGCGCGUACCGGCGCCACGCCUCUCGCCGACGACUACAAGGGCACCACGGUGCACGACAUGGUCAACCUCAUGUCGUCGGGAACCUUUAAGCCGGCGGGGGACGCGGAUAAGGCGGCCAAGGUCAUCGUCGACGUCGUUCUCGGCGUGGGCGUUGGCGAGGGGCGACAGGGCGAGACGGCGCUGCCACUGGGGCCGGAUGUGCUGCCCAGGUUGGAGCUCAUCAGGGAUCGGAUGGUGCAUGCGCUCGAGGUUUUUGGGGCUGCGGCCGAGUCGACGAGGGCUGACUAGGUUUUUUUUUUAGACCAUGUCGGUUCUGCUUUGAUAGACAGACAGUUGGCGUUUUUUUUUUGGUAGGCGAUUCAAUAAGAGACCCCCAAGUCAAACUGCUCAGAAAAACACGCAAGAAUUCAAAUUUCUUCGCUGAAACAUUUUCCAUUUUUCUUCACUCCCAACCGACCAUCAAAACCAUUACCAUCCCCUCGUCUUGAUGUAAAUAUCCACCACCUCAUCCUCCUUCCCUACCCUGUCCGAAUCCACAACAAAAUACCACCCAAAAUGACUGCUCGUGAUGCACGCAUGGUUGGGCCACAGUCGAAUCUUUUGCCCGACCGUAAACUCAUCCACGUUCGCCCCAUCACCACUCUUCCCCCUCCAGGUCAGAAUGCCAUGCUCCUGCGCGAACCGCCCAACCAUCCAGCCCCCGUAGUCCUCGACGUCGCACUCGGGCAGCGCCAUGGGCUUCCCCGCGGCGUCCGUCCUGCCCCACGGCGACACGACCGCCAUGCCCGGGUAGGCCUUGCAAAACUCCCUCCCGAGCGCCAGGCCUCCCGCACCGCACAGCGCUUCGGACCUGCCCUCGUCGCCGCGGCCAGGGUAGACGCUGCAGACCUCGGCCAGGACGGUCAGGGCUACGUCGCGCCACGACAGCGCCGAUUUUGCCAUCGAACGCGCCGCCAGCUGCUGCAUGUCCAGCAGAGGGUACACGCCGGCGUGGAUCUCGGUGACGUGUCCCUUGUCCUGUACGUCCUCCAGCAGCGCGCCUAGCUCCAGCACCGCGGCCAUCAACUCCUGCGACACGGCCGCGCCGCCCUUGUCGUCGAUCCCCACCUCGCUCAUCAUCUGCUCCAUCUCGCCAGACAGCAAGUUCUGCACCGCCAGCGCCGUGGGCGAUGCACCAGCAGACAGCACCAGCGGCGGCAGUUCCUUACCCGCUCCAACCGCCCUCGUCUGGACGACCGCAUCGGCAGCCUGCACCAACGCCCCGAUCUCAGCGGCCAUCAUGGCCACCGCGGCGGCCCGGCUGUCCCCUGCGUACGAGUGCCCGGCGUGCGAGUACAACCCGCUCAAAACAACGGCUCCCGCAUCGUGCGCCCGCAGCGCCGCCUCGACAACGCCCGCAAACGCCGCGCUCUCGAGCUGCACGCCCGCCCGCCUGCCACCCAUGUCGAUUUUGAUGUAGGCGUGCGGGACGACGGGGGCGUCAGCACCACCCGCUGCGGCCCGCGCAAACUUUUCCAAACACUCGAGCUGGGCCGGGUGGUCGACCAAGACGCUGAUGCUGCCGUCGCCCAGCUCCCUCCCGACGGCCGACAGCCUCGCGAGCUGGCCCGGCGGCAGCGGCAGGCCGUACAGGACGUUGACGGCCCUGCCGCGGUCCCUGUACUCGCGCAGCAGCGGCAGCAGGAACUCUGCCUCCUCCAGGGUGGAGACGACGAUGCGAGCGGGACCGUCGUCGUUGUCGUUGCCGACCUGCAGGCGCGUGACCUCGGCCGUCUUGUGCGUCUUGACGUGGGCGCGCCAAUGCAGGCCCAGGUCCCGGGCGCACGACAGCAUGCGGGCGCAGUUGCGCCGGACGGCGGCCACGUCGAGCACGGCGGCCGGGGUCGGGAGGUAUGAGAGUGACUGGCCUACAUAUUGUGAAACGAGAGCGUCGCGCGGGGAGGAGGGGUAUAGACGUGGUGGUGGUGGUUGGGACAUGGUAUAGGUUUUUUUUUUUUUUUUUUUUUUUUUUUUUUUUUUUUUUUUUUUUUUUUUUUUUUAACUUUUUGUUUUUAUUUUGCUUUUGUUUCUU
This is a messenger RNA of Pyricularia grisea, 2750 nucleotides long. RefSeq lists its product as uncharacterized. The coding region runs from base 50 to 967 and encodes 305 amino acids. The transcript is spliced from 2 exons. Gene Ontology annotation, molecular function: oxidoreductase activity. The record is from RefSeq and is a predicted model, not a curated record. Lineage: Eukaryota; Fungi; Ascomycota; Sordariomycetes; Magnaporthales; Pyriculariaceae.